CAAAUUUAUAGAGCAACAGCGACAACAUCAAAGCUCCCCGAGGCCAAUUAAGGAUUGCCUGGAAUGACAGCAGCAACACCAACAGCAACAACAUUCAAUUACACAAUGUUGCUGCCAAUUUUGACGUCACGUCGACAUUUAAUUGCUCUCAUUGUGACAGCAAUAUUAGCCAGCUGCUGUCAGCUGUGCGCGGCUCAGAACUCGACGUUUGUAGCAACAAUUGUCAGUUCGAACAACACGUUGCAGACGCUAAACGAGACGCGGCUCAAUGAAACGAUAACAAUCAAUAUAAGCGAGAUAAUUGCAGCUGCUGCUGUCGACGGGCCGACUGAUAACACAACAGCAACGACAACGCCAACAACAACAGCAGCAGACUCAACGAGCAGCACGACAGCAAUACCUGACUCAAGCAGCUCAACUGUAGCAGCAACAUCAACAACAACAGCAGCGUCGACAAGCACAGAGGCAACAUCGACAGCAACAGCAACAGACACCACAAGCACUACAGCAACAUCUAGCACACCGCCAACAACAGUUGCUGCAAAUGCCACAACAGAGCUGCCGACAACAACAUCGACUACAACAGCAGCAGCUAAUAGCAGCAUAGCAAUUACCACAACAACAGCAGCAACAGCCGCAGUCACAUCAACAACUUUGCAGCCCUUUCCAAUCGCUCCUUAUCCAACAGUUUACGGCCAGCUCGCUAGCCUGGACAUGGCCAGGGAGCUGCGCAGGCUCAAGAAGGAGCGCUUGGGACGUAAGGGAUCAAAGGGACGCAAAGGCCGAAGGCUGCGCAAGCGCAGCACAACAACAACAACAUCGACAACAACAACGACAGCAGCGCCUGAUGACAAUGACGGUGACGAUGCUGACGAUGGCAACGAUGAUAAUGAAAAUACCAGCAACAUCUUUGAAGAUCCCAUAUUGCUGGAGCCGCUGCCGGAGCUGCCAUUGCGCCUGGGCAACAUCGAGAAUCAGCGCAUUGAUCAAUAAGUUCAUUGAGCUGAGCACAAAUAGAAUUAUGAAUCGUUAAGAUAUAUUUAAUAAAGCCCUAAGCAAUAUAUAAAUACAUAAAUUUAUCAGUUUUCGUUGGCUUUGCAAAUUCUUUCGUAUUAUCGGCAAAAAUUGUUAAAAUGCCGAACAGCAAUAACUGAAAACAGCUCAUUGACAAGCUGCGAAC
Molecule: messenger RNA, 1180 nt
Organism: Drosophila hydei
Lineage: Eukaryota; Metazoa; Arthropoda; Insecta; Diptera; Drosophilidae
Product: cell wall protein DAN4
Exons: 4
Coding region: 64-993 (309 amino acids)
Source: RefSeq, a predicted model, not a curated record